CUUUAUUUUUAAAAAAUGCUUAUUGCUUGCAGAUAUUUGAAAAGCCCAAGUGCACAAUUACGUGAAGCUUUGCCUUUUGCCAAUUGGGCACACCCAUUUAAAUUUGUACAGUACUAUUUCAGUAAGAAAUGUAUGAUAACCUUGGAGCACAGCCCGGAGGACCGCCUGCUAAUACACAAGCGAACCCUUUUGGAAAUGCAUUCUCUGGUGCUAGCUCUGGGUUCAUUAGAGGUGGAUUAGGGGCUUAUGGAGAAAAAAUUCUUGGAUCAAGUUCUCAUUAUGUUCAAAGCAAUGUAAGUAGAUAUUUUUCUGAUCCCCAGUACUACUUCCAAGUGAAUGACCAGUACGUGAGAAACAAACUGAAAGUUAUCCUUUUCCCUUUCCUACACAGAGGUCAUUGGACAAGAAUCACAGAGCCUGUUGGUGGCAGGCUAUCCUAUAAGCCCCCUAUCUAUGACAUAAAUGCUCCAGAUUUAUACAUUCCGUUUAUGGCCUUUGGUACUUAUGUUGUUCUUGCUGGCUUAUCAUUGGGUCUACAGGGGAGGUUUAGCCCAGAAGCUCUCAGUUGGCUGUUUAUCAAGGGAUUGGUUGGCUGGUUUUUACAAGUUUCGUUGCUGAAGAUGACGUUGUUGUCAUUGGGUAGUGGAGAGGCUCCUCUCCUUGACAUUGUUUCAUACGCAGGAUAUGCUUUUGCAGGAUUGUCCAUAGCUCUUUUGGGAACAAUUAUAUCGAACUAUUCUUACUACUUUUUGAUGCCGUGGACAUGUUUGUGCAUGGGAAUAUUCUUGGUGAAGACGAUGAAGAGAGUUCUCUUUGCAGAGGUGAGGACGUACGAUUCAAGUAGCCAUCAUUAUCUCCUAUUGUUUAUUGCCCUAGCUCAAUUUCCUCUUCUCUUUUGGCUUGGGAAGAUUAGCCUUAAUUGGUUCUUAUGAAUUACAUCUCCAGUUGUUAAGGUGGUCUGGCGGUUUAUGCUUUUGGAGAAGUAAAACAAUCAAUUUUUUUGCA
Solanum verrucosum is the source of this 1005-nucleotide messenger RNA. RefSeq lists its product as uncharacterized. The transcript has 5 exons. Gene Ontology annotation, cellular component: endoplasmic reticulum-Golgi intermediate compartment; endoplasmic reticulum membrane; COPII-coated ER to Golgi transport vesicle. NCBI's taxonomy places the organism in Eukaryota, Viridiplantae, Streptophyta, Magnoliopsida, Solanales, Solanaceae. The record is from RefSeq and is a predicted model, not a curated record. Bases 129 to 932 code for a protein of 267 amino acids. Gene Ontology annotation, biological process: endoplasmic reticulum to Golgi vesicle-mediated transport.